AUGAACAGAGCUAAUGGCAGCAUCUUUUCUGGAUUUAUUCUUCUGGGCUUCUCCAACAGGCCUCAGGUGGAAACAGCUCUCUUCUUCGCUAUGUUGCUCAUCUAUUUCUUGAGCUUCCUAGGCAACAGCACCAUCAUAUUGCUGUCAGUUAUAGACCCUCACCUCCACACCCCCAUGUAUUUCUUCCUUUCUAAUCUCUCCUUUAUGGCUUUGACAACUUGCACUGUCCCUCAGACACUGUUUAACUUCAAGGGGAAGGACAAGACCAUCACUUAUGGUGGCUGUGUGACCCAACUCUUCAUUGCCCUGGGACUUGGGGGAGUAGAGUGUAUACUCUUAUCUGUGAUGGCUUACGAUCGCUAUGCUGCUGUCUGCCGACCGCUCCACUACAUGGUAAUCAUGCACCCACAGCUUUGCAUAAAGAUGGUUUUAACUGCUUGGCUCACAGGGUUUGGCAAUUCUGUGGUACAGACAGCAUUGACCAUGACUCUUCCGCUCUGUGGCAGAAAUCAACUGGACCAUUUCUUCUGUGAAGUUCCAGUGAUGCUGAAGCUAACCUGUGCUAACUCCUUCAUUAAUGAAGCUGAACUCUUUGCUGUCAGUGUCUUCUUCUUGGUGGUACCCCUCUCACUCAUUUUAGUGUCCUAUGGCUACAUUACUCAUGCAGUUCUAAAGAUCAAGUCAGCCCAGGGAAGGCGGAAGGCCUUUGGAACCUGUGGCUCUCACCUUCUGGUAGUGAUUAUCUUUUUUGGCACACUCAUUUCCAUGUACCUCCAGCCUCCCUCCAGUUACUCACAGGACGUGAACAAAAGCAUGGCACUUUUUUAUACUCUGGUGACUCCUCUGUUGAAUCCCCUGAUUUACACACUGAGGAACAGGGAAGUCAAAAGUGCAUUAAGGAAAAUAAUGGGUAGAAGGACAGAUUCAACAAAGAGUUAA
Messenger RNA from Mus caroli (Ryukyu mouse), 939 nucleotides. The record is from RefSeq and is a predicted model, not a curated record. Lineage: Eukaryota; Metazoa; Chordata; Mammalia; Rodentia; Muridae.